GAGUGAAGACUAGUGGUAAACUAGGCACGGCACAGUGUUGACAGCUAUCUGGCCUGGUGAGCCUAUCUACUGUAGCAACGUUUAAAACUAUUUUUCUGACUAUCUGUCAAGUUUUUUUUUCCGAUCAUGACAUCAUCCAUUGAUGAAAGCGAAAAAGACAAGGCACGUUCAGUGUCUGUGGACCUGAACAAUGAUGCCUCUCUGCUCAUUGACAUUCCUGAUGCACUCUGUGAAAGAGACAAAGUCAAGUUUACUGUCCAUACCAAGACCACACUCAGUUCCUUCCAGAAGCAGGAUUUUUCUGUUCCCAGACAGCAUGAGGACUUUAUCUGGCUUCACGAUACACUGGUCGAGACUGAGGAUUACGCUGGUCUCAUUAUUCCGCCAGCACCUCCAAAGCCAGACUUUGAGAGCCCAAGGGAUAAAAUGCACAAGCUAGGGGAGGGUGAAGCCUCUAUGACCAAGGAGGAGUACACCAAGAUGAAGCAGGAGCUGGAGGCUGAGUACCUGGCGGUGUUUAAGAAGACCGUACAGGUCCAUGAAAUCUUCCUGCAGAGGCUGUCCUCUCAUUCUGUUCUAAGCAAGGACAGAAACUUCCAGAUAUUCUUGGAGUACGACCAGGAUCUGACUGUGCGGAGAAAAAAUGCAAAGGAGAUGUUUGGGGGAUUCUUCAAGAACAUGGUUAAGACCGCUGAUGAAGUCAUCCUCUCAGGGAUUAAGGAAGUUGACGACUUCUUUGAGCAAGAAAAAGUCUUCCUUUUGGAUUAUUCUGGCAAGAUUAAAGACUCUACAGCCAAAGCGGAGAAAAUGACACGCUCUCACAAAAAUGUAGCUGACGAUUACAUUCACAUCUCCGCCACGUUGAACAGUCUUUCAGCUGACGACAACACGGCACUUAAAAAGCACAUUGAGAAGUUUGCUGACUUGUUUGAGAAGCUCAGGAAAGUGGAGGGCAGAGUAUCAUCUGACCAGGAGCUGAAACUCACAGAGCUCCUGAGAUACUACAUGAGGGACAUCCAGGCUGCCAAGGACCUUCUGUACAGACGAGCCCGUGCCCUUGCUGACUACGAGAACUCCAACAAGGCCCUGGAGAAGGCCCGGAUGAGGAGCAAAGACGUAGCCCAGGCAGAGGAGCACCAGCAACAGUGCCUGAAGAAGUUUGACAAACUCUCAGAGUCUGGGAAGAAAGAGCUCACUAGUUUCAAGGGCAGGCGGGUUGUGGCCUUCCGGAAGAACCUCAUAGAGAUGGCUGAGCUGGAGAUAAAACAUGCUAAGAACAAUGUGGGCCUUCUGCAGGGCUGCAUUGAGCUGCUCAAGAGCAACUGACCUGUGAACCCCCCUCUCCAUCCUUCACCAAGUGACCCGCCUUUUGAAAGGACACAUGGACACCUUCCACCCUAGCCAGUGUCAGAUGUCACUUGGGCCAGCUGUCUGCUCCCAUGUUUACUGCUUUGUACCCUAUACCCUACCCCAGUGUUCUGUCCUCUCUCUCUUCCAUGUCCCCAAAAAGUCCUCACCUUUUGUGAUUGCAUUCAGGGACAGUGACGACCAGCACAUGUAUGAUCUUCCAUUUUAUUUUUUACAUCAUGGAUUAUAUUGGCAAUAUGUAUGCUUGCGUUCUCUCGUUAUACCAUGUUUUGUAUGCAGGUGGAGGCAAUUGGCUUGUGAUCUUUGCUUAAUUAACAGGCUCUAACCCCUUGCUUUCUCACAUUAGCCUAUGCACAAAAUGGCUAACUAGACAGAGUGGCUUUGGUUUAUGUAACAUUGAGGUUCCUUUGAGUUCAAAUGCAGUUUUUCAUUUGUUUCUUUUCCAUUGCUUAACCACUGAGUCACUCGAAUACUUGUUUUACAAUUUGUUGGUGAGAUACUGACAGUUGGCACUUGUCUAAUGUUUACCCAUGGAAAUCAUUUUGAAAGAAAAGAUGCAUUGAAAAGAGCUGUGAUGUUAGAGCUUUUGGCCUACUGUAGAUGGAAGUCCUCAGGGAUUGGAGUGUGACCAAGCCGGAUUCCGCUAAACUUCCAGUUUGCUCUUCACAAAUCAGGACUGAGAAGCUUGCUGUGUUAGCACAUGGGAAUGGUUAUACCUCAGGAAUAGUAGCAUGAGAUUUGCUCACAUUCCUUUCAGUCAGUCAUAACUACAACAGCUUUUUGUCUGAAGAUGCACAGUUCUCUUGAUGAGAUUAGAACAGAUUAGAUCAUUUUUGUCCUGCCCUAGUUUCAGUUGCUCUUCAGUACAUUUAGAUUGGAGCCUUUAAAAGGACAUUACUAGUGAAUGAAGGCUGGUGGUCCACCCUAAACCCUCCUACCACACUCUGAGAUUGAGGUGUAAUGCAGUAGUGGGCUGACUGCCCGUAAGUCAUCUUCCCACAGUGUGACAGUGAGUCAUCUUACUAAUGACACCAGGAAGAGCUGUGUUCCAGGAAGAAGGCUAGUCAUCUCCUCAUUCCACCAGUAGCAUGUGCUUGUUGUAUUAGGCACUUGUGUUUUGUGUACUUGAAUGAAUGUAUACUUAACAAAAGUGAUUGAUAAGCAAUACACUACACAUACAAGGCAUGUUCAACUCCUAUUUUGGACUCCUGGACAGUCAUUUAACUCAGUGCACUUAUUCAGAAGGACAUGGCGUUUGUCUGAGAGGGCUACAGUGUCUGAUGCACACCAUCAUACCUUAUUCACCAGUUAUACAUUGCUUUCAGUGUUUAGCCAGUGUGGCACCUCUAGUGAAUUGAAUGACUAACAUGACCUCCUCCAUCCAUGGCUCCCCAAAUACUUUUGUUACUGAUAACACCACCAACAAAAUAUUCACUUUUAGGCCAAACCUUGUUACCUGUAUAAACGUGCCAAUGGACCAGAAGGUUCAUAUUUGAUUUCAAAUGAGUCUUGAAAGCAGUGAUAUACAUGUAAAAAUGCACUAUGACGGUAAAUACUCUGUGAUAUUGUUUCAAGUCCCCACUGAUGUUUUGAAAGAGUGUUUUUUGAUAACUGAAUGUAUUUGUAAUGAAACCCAGCUGAGUAAAUGCCUUUACAUUGUGGUUUUCUUACAGAACAUCUGGAUUUUAUAAAUUUGCAAUAAUGGCAUUAAAACUUUUCCAAAAUGUUA
Hypomesus transpacificus is the source of this 3097-nucleotide messenger RNA. It is a transcript of the gene snx5, whose product is annotated as sorting nexin 5. Gene Ontology annotation, molecular function: dynactin binding; phosphatidylinositol binding. NCBI's taxonomy places the organism in Eukaryota, Metazoa, Chordata, Actinopteri, Osmeriformes, Osmeridae. Gene Ontology annotation, biological process: pinocytosis. The transcript is spliced from 13 exons. The record is from RefSeq and is a predicted model, not a curated record. Gene Ontology annotation, cellular component: endosome. The coding region runs from base 127 to 1326 and encodes 399 amino acids.